Messenger RNA from Durusdinium trenchii, 947 nucleotides. The record is from the annotation of a GenBank genome assembly. NCBI's taxonomy places the organism in Eukaryota, Dinophyceae, Suessiales, Symbiodiniaceae.
GCUGGGAGCAUCGCCACCCUCCUUGCCGUCGGGCCGCUUGUGCUUCGCCAUGUCGGAUGGAACUGGAAGAUAUGCUGUGCCCAGCCAUGCCGCAUCCCUGCUGGACGUGCGGGCGAAGCGAAGAGAGGCCUAUCAGUCUCAACGAAGCGGCUGGGGAUCUUGCGGCAGGAGAUAUGGUGCCGCCUUUUUUUCUGGUGGACGUGGUGCUUUGCCCCGUCUUCGCUCUCUUCUCCGUGUUCCGACAGCUGCUUCGCCUUUGGUGGAAGUCCUUCACCGCUUGGCUCUCAUGCAUGGAUUGCCACUUCUUCCUUGGCGCUCUGGCGGCGGUUUUGCUGUGUGCUUGGACGGCCUGGCAGAGCUGUGAUGCUCCGGAACCACACCUGGAGCGUCAUCUUCGCUUAGUGUGCAGCUUCGAAUCUCCCUUGGCUUCGCAGGCCUGGGAGUUGCUCAAGAGCACCAGCAGCAGUCUGACGCUGCAUUGGGUAUGGUUUGUCGCUUCCCUUCAAGAGAUUGAACAUCGCGUGGCAUUGCUGCUGUUGCAGGGCCGAUGCCCGUUUCGUGACCUGGAUGAAGCUCAACAAGCUUGCCAGUCGCGUCCAGAUUUGGUGUUGCUACGCCGUGCCCCCGACAACCAUGCUUUGCGCAAAGCCUACCACGAUGGUCAGCGACAAGUACAUCCAGACCUCUUACGCUUGCAGCAUCCGGCCUGUGCGGCAGAGCUGCUUCAGGCCUGCAGCGUGGCAUUGAACCUCGCCUUCGAUACGCGGCGCCACGAGCUGAAUUGCCCGGGCGCGCGGUGAAAAAGGUGGUCGAAACCACGCCGUGAAACCCUGCGACUUUGCACGUGAUUCGUAGGGUUUUGGACGUUUUGGUGUUUGUUUUUGGUCGAAAUUACACAGGUCAGACCUUCACCUGUGGCUGUGCUGAUGUGUGAUUUUUCCUCCUCG